AUGGAUGCCCUGAUGUUAAUCUCAGCAUUUUUGAGUAGAAAGUAGAAAUACCUGAUGCAACUAUUGAAUAAAGACUUUAGAGACCAUGUUGUUCCAAAGAGCAUGGUGAGUUUAAAGUUUAUUGGUGAUGAAUGUGUGACUCGGUCUGAUUUGUUCACCAGAUGCGUAACUAAUUGCAGAAAAGUAGAAAAAUUGGAAAUCUAAGAAGCUACAAUUACUCUUGCUUACUGUAAUGUAAUAGAAAAAGCAUUUUCGAAUCCUCAAAGUUAAAAACUUUUGGAUAGAGUAAAAUACCUUUCAAUUAGUAACAUUGAGUUUGAUGGACUAAGUGAAAUUUAGAAAGAAUUCGCCAUUGGAAAGUUUUGUUAAUAGCUAAUUAAAUUUACUAAUCUUGAGACGCUUGAGAUAAUUAAUGUGAGUCUUUUUCACAAUGUCAUCAAAUUUUUAACAGCAACCUAGAAGACGAUUGGAUUUGGCUAAAGUCUUAGGGUAUUAAACAUUAAUGCCUGCUUCAUACCUCCUGAAUAAGCAAAUGAUGCCUAUAUUAAGCUUAGGGAUUUUACUUUACUAUUCCCAAAUAUCAAGUCACUAAUGCUUAAAGGUUUAAGUAUUGGCGAGCAUCUUGGAGAUAUCAUUGCUGCUACUAAAAGACCUGAGAUUGAGGAAUUAAAUCUAGAGCUAAAUGGUAUUGAGCCUGAGUUUUGCUUAUAUUUCCAAAUGAACUUAAAUUUUGAAACUCUCAAGCAUUUGAAUAUUUCCCAUAACUGGAUUGGAUUGCAUGGUCUUGAAUUGUUAAAAGACCAUUUCACUUUAUUUAAACAACUAGAGGUCUUGUAAAUUGCUGGGAAUAAACUUUUCAGCUAGCCUGAUCAUCACACAGAGAAUCUUAGGGAUAUGCUAUUUUGUCUAAGAUUUAAUUUACAGGAACUUUAUAUCCAUGAAAAUGGAAUGGAAAAUGAAGACUUUGCUAUACUUAUUCCUUCAUUAGUAGCUUUUCAAAAUCUUAGAGUAUUAAAUCUCUGCGUUAAUCGAAUCAAUGGGCCUCAUUUUAGGAAAUUCCUAGACGCUUAUAUAUAGAAUGCUGCAAUCAAUAAUCUUAAGUUAGAAAGGAUUGAAAUCGGAUAAAACGUGUUAAGAGAGGAUGGAGUAACCGACCUAUUUUAAAGGGUACUUUAGAUGCCAAAUAUUACUAAAUUGGGACUUAAUACAAAUAAAUGCACUGAAUAUAUACUGCCUAAUUUUGUAAAGUUCAUCAGAGAGCUUGACCCUAAUAGAGCAAUGACUAUAGAUUUUAAGAAGCAGGACUUAAGGCCAAAAGAGAGAGAUAAUUUUAAAAGCUAGAUUUUCGAAGCGAUUUAGACAAGAGAUGUAGUUACAGGUGAUUUUAAGAGAAAGUAGCUUUUGGUCGUCAAUAUGUGA
Stylonychia lemnae is the source of this 1419-nucleotide messenger RNA. Lineage: Eukaryota; Ciliophora; Spirotrichea; Sporadotrichida; Oxytrichidae. The record is from the annotation of a GenBank genome assembly.